Messenger RNA from Exophiala dermatitidis NIH/UT8656, 1884 nucleotides. RefSeq names its product aminotransferase. Gene Ontology annotation, biological process: biosynthetic process. The transcript is spliced from 2 exons. NCBI's taxonomy places the organism in Eukaryota, Fungi, Ascomycota, Eurotiomycetes, Chaetothyriales, Herpotrichiellaceae. The coding region runs from base 177 to 1430 and encodes 417 amino acids. The record is from RefSeq and is a predicted model, not a curated record. Gene Ontology annotation, molecular function: pyridoxal phosphate binding; catalytic activity.
CUUUAUCGUAGAACUUAGGUUACCUUACCUAGGUGCAAUCCCGUACGGCUGGAGGGUCGUUCCCAAGUCACACUUUCAAAAGAAAGACAGAAGCAAAACUAACCUGCAAACUCAGUUCAUCGCACCCAGUGCUAGUGAGUGAGAUAGUCGACCUCUGGCAGGUUGAUUUUCACCAAAUGGCGCCGUUUCCCACGUUUGAGCUUCCGAAGUAUCUCCUAUCGGACCGAGAGCAUGCAAAGUAUGUGCUCGGAGGAAGUGCAGCUCCAGAGGUCACACUCGAUGACCUGAUAUCGCUGUCGAGCGACCCGGCGGCCACAGAGAAGGCGCUGGACUUCCGAACUCUGAAGCUGUCGCUGGACUCUGGCCGAGGAAGUCUGCAACUGCGGAAGAACAUCGCUGCAUUGUAUUCAUCCUCAUCGUCGUCGUCCUCCUUCUCCGCCUCCUCCAGUGACAAUGCUCAAACGCAUAUCACACACGAAAUCUCCCCGGAGCACGUCAUCACAGCGACCGGCACGACAGGAGCGAACUCAGUGAUCUUCCAGGCUCUUUUGAGCCCCGACGACCAUGCGAUCUGCAUGUACCCAACAUACCCGCAGCUGCUGGGCCUGGCCGAGCGCUUCGCCGGCGAAGUGUCGUACUGGAAAAGCGACCCUGCAACGGGAUGGGUACCAGACCUGGACGAACUGCGGCGACUAAUCAAACCAUCGACAAAACUGCUCGUGUUGAACAAUCCGAACAACCCUACAGGGUGGCACUUUGAGGCCGACUUGCAACGACAGAUUAUCGACAUUGCGCGCGAGAAGAACAUUAUCGUCUUUGUCGAUGAGAUUUUCAGACCUCUUUUCCAUGCCAUAAAACCACCACCCUCAUUCAUAGCGCAUGCCGAGUCCUACCCGAAGAUCAUUGUGACGAGUUCUGUGAGCAAGGCUUGGGCGUUGUCCGGGGCACGUGUGGGAUGGGUCAUCUGUCGCGACCAGUCUCUGCUGGAUACCCUGUGGAAUGUGAGGCAUUUUGCCUUCGAGUCCAUCAGUGCCUUCGAUGAGGCCGUUGCCACCGAAGCUUUGAGUGUUCGUUGUCGUCCGGCUUUGUUGCAACGGACCCUUGACUUUGGUGCGCAGGAUCUGGUGUUGCUGGAUGCUUUCAUCGAGAAGAAUAAGGACUUGUGCUCCUGGAUGAGACCAGUCGCAGGAGCGGCUGGCUUUGUCAGGUUUUCAGAUGCAGAUGGAAACGCGCUUGAUGAUGUCGAGUUCUGCCAGGCACUGGUGAGGGAGAAAGGGGUGUUGUUGACUCCUGGAAGUCUUUGCUUUGGUGGUGCCUCACAUGGCGAUUUCAAGGGCUAUGUGCGAGUACAUUUCACCGCGUUCCCGGAUACGUUGAAGAAGGGGUUGUCUUUGAUUGACGAAUUCCUGCAGGAGAGGUAUCGCAAGUGAUUGACGGGGAGGGUCAUAUGGGGGAACUCGUGGCGUUCAUAAGGUUUUCUCCGCCUGUGGUCUUGGUGAAUGGAUUCCAUGUAUAUUCCAUACCAUAAUGGUUCUGGUGCACUGGAAAAAUGGACGAUGAUCGCAAGAUUCCAUGAGGACAAUAUAUGCCACGUAUGAACAACAUUUCCUGGCUGGCUCCAGGUCGAUGAAUGCAUACCUAGGCAGUUCUAGGGUGCCCCAUCCCAAGAAGACAGUCACGCAUGCCUGGCUGUCCUGGUAUAAGGUAGAGCGCUGGACCCCUUGGCCAUGUACCAGUGCCUCUUUGGUACAGGUUUCGAUCCCUCUCUGCAGCUGACGGGACAAACAUCAUCGGGCCACAUUAUACCACGUUGCGCCCCUGGUCUAAGACGCGGCUUCUCCAUGGCAAGUCCAGAAAAUAGGAGGAUAGAGUCACCUUCUCUGC